CCGCCGUUAGUCGCCGAUCGAGCGCCCGCGGAGCUGCGCAGUCGAGUCUCGCGAGCCGGUAGUCAACCGUUGAAUUGCCGGGCCAGUCGCCCGGAGCUGGGGGGAGGGUCAGAGGCGAAUUGGCAGCGCGUUGGGCGGAGUGUCACGAGUCACGGAGAGUCACGAGUUGACGCCGGUCAAGGAACCCGUUCAUUUUGACGAGGGCAAUUUUGACAACGGUCGAGGAUUCUUGACAGUGGCCUGGAAACCUUCUUUGGGUGCUUGGCAGACUGAUCGGUCUCGACUGUCACUGGACGUUGACCAGAGGAAUUGGCAGGGGUCCUUGCAAAUUGACAACGGCCAAGGAAAAUUGACAGCGUCCUCGAGGAUUUCAAACCGGGAAGAGUUGACAUCUUGGUCGCACCGAGCCGGAUCCAACUCCAAUUGACGGCGGAUCUCGGCGGAUCGCGACGGAUCGCGACGGAUCGCGACAGCUGACAGCGGCUUGCCGCGAGUUGACAGCGAGAAAGGGGAGGCGGAAGGAGUCAUUGGCUCGAGGAGGAGAAGGGACAGGUUGCGAUCGGCUGUCAAGCUCAAACUGUCAGAUCAAGGCAUCGCUCCGGGAGCCAUGACUCUGGAGGAGUCCCGUCGGUCCCAGCGGCCGUACCGGUACGGUAUGGUGCUCCUCUGCGUCGGGGCCCUUAUCAACUGGCUGGGACUUGCCGAGAACUACGUGGAGCCUGUACGGUACAUCGGAGUGGCCUGCAUAGUCGCAGGAGCUAUCCUGAUCUGUGCAGCGAUGUGUUGCUGGUUGCACACGCCGCCAACCAGGCCGAGCACGCAGACCGAACAGAGGAGCCAUCCCAUCACUGCCCAAAUCGACGAUCCAAUUCACGUAAUCUCGAUAGCUGAAACGUCAUCCUGCGGCGCCAGGCAAAAACCGCCCGACUACGAGGCUGUGGCAGAUGCACCGCCGAGCUAUGACGACGCCAUUAAACUGAAUCCCGCCCAAUUUACGAGGGCGGCUUACGACAAUAUAGCGUCGAUAUCUCCGGUGGAUCAUCCGGUUCCUGGAACGGCGCAGGCGAGUCGGAUAUCCGGGGAAUCCGCGUCCACGUUACCUCCUCCUUAUGCAAGGUACUGUAUACUCUCCAGCAUUGUUCACUCAUUCAUCGCUUAUUCGAUGCCCUGGCGAUACAUUUUUUUUUUAAGGGGGUGCAACGCGACGAGUUUCUGAAAAAUGUGAUUUUUGCAGUUUAACACUUUGAUUGCCACGCGCAUUUUAUUUGACAGCUAUGUCACCUGAAUAUCGGUGACGCGGCUGUCAACGUGUUAAAAAGAAAAGGGAAAAAUAAAUAACCUCCUCCUUACGUAAGGUACUGUAGGCUUUCCGGCAUUGUUUACUCAUUCUUUGCUUAUUCGAUGCCCUGGCGAUCCAUUUUUUUCCUUUAAGGGGGUGCGACGCGACGAGUUUCUGAAAAAUGUGAUUUUUGCAGUUUAACACUUUGAUUGCCACGCGCAUUUUAUUUGACAGCUAUGUCACCCGAAUAUGGGUGACGCGGCAGUCAACGCGUUAAAAAGAAGAGGGAAAAAUAAAUAACUUCCUCCUCAUGUAAGGUACUGUAGGCUCUCCGGCAUGGUUCAUUCAUUCAUAGCUUAUUCGAUGCCCUGGCGAUCCAUUUUUUUUCUUUAAGGGGGUGCAACGCGACGAGUUUCUGAAAAUGUGAUUUUUGCAGUUUAAAAAGAAAAGGGAAAAAUAAAUAACCUCCUCCUUAUGCAAGGUACUGUAGGCUUUCCGGCAUUGUUUACUCAUUCUUCGCUUAUUUGAUGCCCUGGCGAUUCAUUUUUUUCCUUUAACUCUUUGAGGCACGGUGGUAUUAAAAGUGUCCCACGUUUUUACUACGUGAAUAUGCACGGUGGUUUAAAAAGAAAUAAAAUUUCUGUGCAACAUGGGCCUAUUUAUUUUCUAAACUUCCGUGCCUCAAUGGAUUAAGUGGGUGCGACACGGCGAGUUUCUGAAAAUGUGACUUUUGCAGUUUAAAAAGAAAAGGGAAAAAUAAAUAACCCUUGUUGCGAGGGGCGUCGAUUACAGGCCCAUUUUUUGAGGCGGGACAGAUAACGAAGGAUUCCUCAUUUCCAUAUGACGUACAUGAAAUGUUUUAAAAAUGUUGGUUGUCAUGGAAAUGAGAUGUGAUCAAAAGAGAAAUUUCAAUUAUUGACAAAAAUGUUGUAUAACCAUGUCUGUAACAAACAAAGCUUUAAUUAACAAUUCGUAAAACUCCUGCGUACUAGCCUUGAUAAUAUAAAAAGUAAGAUCUUGUGAAAGUUUGAAGUGAAUCGGGUAAAUAUUGUAAACCAUUUGAGGGAAACGUGUUUAAAGAUUUUUAUUCAUUUGGUUUAUUGAAUACAUAAAAAUUGCAAUUUAUCUUUAACCUAAAUUUAUUAAACUAUGAGAAUUUUCGAUUCAAACUAGUGGGAUUUUGUUUUUAGAACCACAAGCCGUGAAUUAAACUUAUAAAAGAAAAUCCGACUUUUUCAGACUUCCACCGUGGCGUAACUCUUUAAUUUAAAACACCUUCUCUCGUAACUCUGAUAUUAGUCUUUGCGCAAUAUAUUCUAAUUUUUUUGCCUGGAAGAGGGUGAGUCAUUUCGUUUUGAAGGAAUAAUUGUGUAUUCCGAGUUUCACUCCGUCAAUCGUUGGAGCAGAAAGUGUUAAGGCCGAACGCCUAUUUUACUCGAUAAAUGUCGGUGAUAAUUAAAGUAUUGUAGGGUAAUUCGGUUCCUAAAAUAGCUAAUGCGGGUUGUACAUUCAGGGAAUUCGUGUUCGUGUUAUCAUCGCGUUACGUAAAGUACGGUCAAAUUUUCGACACGUAGCAUUUAAGCAAAUUCGUUUGACUUUCAGUUGAAAUCACUUUUUGGAAGUGCAAGCUUGCAAUAUUGUCAGAACGGUUCCUCGAACGUUUAGUUAUAAUUUUCUUGGGAUAAGUCAGGUGGAAUCACUUGUCGUUGCAUAGUAACCGAGUAGCCCCAGUAUCGUACUGUUAGUCUUCAUCGUAAUCGUCACUGGAGGAAUGUUAAUUGUAAAAGUCGCAUAAUCUCAAGAGGGACAGACGAUACUUUCAAUAGAUCUUUUAUAUCACGUGUCUUUUUACGAGAUAAUUCGCAGCGCCAACCUCAACAUCUUCGACAGAUUAUUCCUUUCCGGGAACAGACUCGGAUAUCCGGGGUGUUCAUAUCCACGUUAUCAUUACUCUACAGGUACAGUCAAAUGUCCAGGAAUGCAUACUGCCAUUGUUUUCAAUGGCUUUGUUCCUCGAGUCGAUAUUUAUAUGUACAGGGUGAGUCAUAUGAAAGGUCCCAAUCGGUGAGAUUUAGUUCAUGAGGAAAUAGGCCCAUUCUUUGAUGAACUGCAAGUGGCAAUCGGUAGUACUACUUUUCUCCACUGGUAAAACCAUGUGUAAUGAUAGACUGUUAAAUUUGUAAGCAUAGCAUUGCUUCUCACAUGUAU
Molecule: messenger RNA, 3487 nt
Organism: Orussus abietinus
Lineage: Eukaryota; Metazoa; Arthropoda; Insecta; Hymenoptera; Orussidae
Exons: 4
Coding region: 608-1216 (202 amino acids)
Source: RefSeq, a predicted model, not a curated record